UCCAAUUUCAUUUCUUCUCCUUCAUUUUCCGGUAAUUUUCCUUUAAGAAGGUGACAGAGGGGCGGAGCCUGAGCAGGUACCUGAGAUCACGUCUUACAACUCCUUAGAGUGAAGACAAGUGCACGACCGGGGCCACAGUCACUUGACAGAUGAUGGAGCCUCAGCUGACAAAAUAUGUGAACACCAUAAAGAUGGAGGAAAUGGCGACACCUGUCCCCGAAGCCUCGCAGGGUCCGAAGACGUAUUCGGUGGAGGACGCGGUGGAGACCAUUGGAUUUGGCCGGUUCCAUAUUUUGCUCUUUCUGAUUAUGGGGAGCACCGGGAUCGCUGAGGCCAUGGAGAUCAUGCUGAUCGCCGUCAUCUCAUCCUCCAUCCGCUGCGAGUGGCGUCUGCAGAGCUGGCAGGUGGCGCUGGUCACUAUGAUGGUAUUUUUCGGAUACAUGAUCUUCAGUAUAUUCCUUGGUCUUCUCGCAGACAGAUACGGUCGUCUUAAGAUCCUGUUCAUCUCCUUCCUGUGGGGGGCGUACUUCUCCUUGCUCACCUCCUUCUCUCCAUCGUACGUCUGGUUUGUCUUCCUGCGCUGUUUGGUUGGAUGCGGCGUCGCGGGUCACGCACAAGGCCUCAUUAUCAAAACGGAAUUCUUGCCAAAAAAUGUCCGGGGAUACAUGCUCCCCCUAUCACAGCUCUUCUGGCUCGGGGGGUCCUUAUUGAUCAUCGGUCUGGGAUCGGUGGUCAUCCCCACCCUCGGCUGGCGUUGGCUCGUACGUUUCGCUUCAAUUCCUGGCAUCAUUCUCGUCCUCGUUUUCAGAUUCAUCCCCGAGUCGGCCCGAUUCAAUCUUUCUGUCGGAAAAAAUCAGGAGGCGAUGGAGACGCUGGAAAAAAUCGCCAAAAUAAACCGUUCACACAUGCCAGAGGGAACAAUUCACGAAGAAGUUGCGGAGAACACAGGGAAAUUCCUUGACCUUCUAGACCGGAAAUAUCUGCGGACGUCGUUGCAGAUCUGGGUCAUCUGGUUGGGAAUCGCCUUUGCGUACUACGGCACGAUCCUGGCCAGCACGGAGCUGCUGGAAAACAAUCUGCUGUGUGAGACGGGUCAAGCCCCAGAGAGGCCAGCGCCAGGGGAUGGGCCCUGUUACUGCAACUUGUUAAGCCCCUCUGACUACCACACCUUGAUCAUCAGCACGCUGGGCGAGAUUGCUUUAAAUCCUUUCAACAUUGUGGCCAUUAAUCUUCUCGGCCGGCGCUGGUCACUUGGCAUCACUUUGACGACCACUGGCAUCUUCUUCCUCCUGCUGAACAUCUGUAUGUCACGGGCUGGACUCAUCGGACUUUUCUUCUGUCUUCGAGCUCUGGUGUCAGCAAACUUCAACACCAUCUACAUCUACACUGCGGAGGUUUAUCCGACUGUGAUGAGAGCGAUUGGGAUGGGGACGAGUGGUUCAUUGUGCCGCAUAGGAGCAAUGGCAGCGCCAUUUAUAGCACAAGUCCUGCUCAGCAAAUCCAUAAUCGGGGGUCUCUGCCUCUUCGCCUCCAUGUGUUUUAUCUGUGCUCUUUCGGCCUUCACUCUGCCCAUAGAGACCAAAGGUCGAGCUCUGCAGCAAGUCAAGUGAGGCGAAGCCUAGAAGAGAAGAUUUUAUUACAAGUGAGGAGAAGACGUUAGUCGUCACCGUGUUAGUCAUACAGACCAAUCAACAAUGAAAAAUAAUAAAGAAAAAGUCAAAAUAAUCGAAAGCGUUUUCUUCCGCAAAAAAAAUAAAAAAUGUUUUUUAAAUUGGCGGGGCGCAACAGUACACGGUCAAGAUGAACCGAGGUGGAGCGUAUACGUUUCAUGGGGUAUUCAUAGUUCAAAUGUACUUAUUGCCGAUCCCGCAGACGUUGGAUCCCUGAGGGCCCCAAGGAGUGGUGCCCGCUCCACUAAUUAAUUUGCCGAAAAGAGCAAAAAAAAAAAAAAAACAGCACUUGGCCAUAGACCAGUGUUUUCUAACCAGUGCGCCUCCAGCUGUUUCAAAACUACAAAGCCCAGCAUGCCCAGAUAGCCUCCAGUCCUUAAAGGGAUACUCCAGUGGAAAACCUUUUUUUUUUUUUUUUUUUUAAAUCAACUGAUGCCAGAAAGUUAA
This is a messenger RNA of Hyla sarda, 2117 nucleotides long. It is a transcript of the gene SVOPL, whose product is annotated as SVOP like. Bases 150 to 1610 code for a protein of 486 amino acids. The transcript is spliced from 16 exons. Gene Ontology annotation, biological process: transmembrane transport. NCBI's taxonomy places the organism in Eukaryota, Metazoa, Chordata, Amphibia, Anura, Hylidae. The record is from RefSeq and is a predicted model, not a curated record. Gene Ontology annotation, molecular function: transmembrane transporter activity. Gene Ontology annotation, cellular component: membrane.